Molecule: messenger RNA, 4957 nt
Organism: Mugil cephalus (flathead mullet)
Lineage: Eukaryota; Metazoa; Chordata; Actinopteri; Mugiliformes; Mugilidae
Gene: edrf1
Product: erythroid differentiation regulatory factor 1
Exons: 25
Coding region: 544-4287 (1247 amino acids)
Biological process (GO): positive regulation of DNA-templated transcription
Source: RefSeq, a predicted model, not a curated record
AGUCGUGGUUUUAGCGGAAGUAGUAACUCGACAACGCUAAUAUUCUACAUUGCAAACUCUUAAGUGAUGUUGUUUGCAUGUCUUCCUAAAUACGGAGACGUUUCCAUCUUCGGAAUAAAAACAAAACGACUUUUGGGGUUCUUCUUCUUAUCGUGUAACCGGAAGUUGUUGUUGGCUGUCUGCUCGCUCAAACGUGACGUUCGUGCUGUAAACAGUAGCUGGAUGGACAGAGAAGAAGCUGCAGGCUUGUUUAACUACGACUAAUUACCACUACUAUGGUUAACACGACAACAGCCUAUCGUUUUAAUCUCGUUCAGGUUUAAUUUAAUAACCGUGUUGUAUAACUACACUUUCCACGAGUCAGCGUUGCUCUUUCGAGCAGCUAGCUCGUCAAGCUACCACCUUGUCUAGAAAUAGCUUUUUAUUUGUCAUCAUAAUGACUUAUCUCGCUCGUUACUGGGUUAAGGUAUAGUUUGAUAAUGGGUUGUCCGAGCCCUGGAGAUGUCAUCUAGUAGUUAGCAAACCGUCGGUCUUGUGUCCAGUAUGAGUGCAUCAGCUGGGUACAGAGAGCCAGGAGUCCCCUUGGAUAAUGCAAAGGAUGAAGUCAGUGGUCCCAGCUGCACAGGAGACAACAGCAAACAUGACUCUGCAAUAUGUUCAGGUGAAAGUGAAAUAAAGAGUUGUGCCGUGGUCAAGUACUCUGCCGCCCCACCUCCCACCAGCUAUGCCCUCCUGCAGGAGAAGACGGACCUGAAGCUGCCGCCUGCCAACUGGCUGAGAGAAAACCCUCAGCUGGGCAGCGCCGGCACCACUGUACUAGGGUCCAGCAGCAAGAGCAAACCCUUUUCAAGUUUCGGGAUGGCCUAUGACUUCAUCGACUGCAUCGGGGAUGAUGUUGACGUGGUGUCGGACUCAGAGAACAUCAAGAAGCUUUUGAAGAUUCCCUACAGCAAGUCCCACGUUAGCAUGGCCGUUCACCGCGUGGGGAGGACAUUGCUUUUGGAUGAGCUGGACAUUCAGGAGCUCUUUAUGAGAUCCUCACAGACGGGAGAUUGGACGUGGCUGAAGGAGUUUUACCAGCGGUUAAUAGACCAGAAAUGGCAGAGGAAAAAGAAGAGCAAAGAGCACUGGUAUCAGAAAGCAAUCCUGUCAAAGUUCCUCUACUACAGUAUAAACGGUGAUGGGGCAGCAGAGCCUGUAGCAGACAACCUGAACGAGAGGGAGGAGGAAAAUCAAGCCGAGGAGUUCAGCUCCUCGUGGCCGACGACCUUCACCAGCCCAUCUGAUGCAGAAGAAUCAGAUGCUCCCAAAGAGGAAAAUGUUCCUGUGGACAGCAAGUUUGCGCUGGGCCAGGUGACGUCUGUCCCUAAAGAGCAGAACCUCCCUACUCUCUUUAACGAAGGGGAGAACAGUCAGGGUUUAAGAAAUGACUUUGUGCGAAACAUCAUGUGGACGUUUGAGGACAUCCACAUGCUGGUCGGGUCCAACAUGCCUAUCUUUGGCGGUGGACGCUAUCCUGCCGUCAGUUUGAGACUCAGGGACAACAAUAAACCAAUCAACAUUUUGACAGGUAUAGAUUACUGGCUCGACAAUCUGAUGUGCAAUGUCCCAGAACUUGUCAUGUGCUUUCACGUCAACGGCAUUGUUCAGAAAUACGAGAUGAUAAAAACAGAAGACAUCCCUCAUCUCGAGAAGUCAACUUUCUCCACCAGAGUGGUGAAAGACAUCGCCCAGAACAUCCUCUCCUUCCUCAAGUCCAACUGCACCAAAGAGGGUCACACCUACUGGCUUUUCAAAGCCAGCGGGAGUGACAUCGUGAAGCUUUACGAUCUCACCACUCUGUGUGAGGAGGCAGAGGAAGACAAAUGUCAGAAUCCCUUCACUCUUCCCGUGGCUGUGUUGCUGUACAAAGUGGCCAGCAACUUGAUGCUGAAAGCGAGGCAAAACCGAAAGCACUAUGGCACAAUCAGGACCCUGCUCUUAAACUGCGUCAAGCUUCUGGAUCAGGAGAGGCAUCCUCAGAUCAUCGCCUCAGCCCACUACAUGCUGUCAGAGCUGUUCCAGCUCGACGAGCCUCCCGAAGAAGACGGAGGGGAGUCGCUGCGGGCCGGCGGCUCGGAGGACAGCUACAGCGACGAAGACAGGGAGGAAGAAGAGGAGGACCUGACGGAGGACAGCGACGAUAACGGCUCCUUCGGUAACUGCUCCAGUCCGCAGGAUGACAGUAAAGCGGUGGCUGUGAUCCGCUCCGUGGGAGAGCUGUCGGUCCCGGAGAAAUACAAAUCCACUCACCAGAUCAGAGUGAGUCAAAAGCCAAGUGGUGCGUUCCCUGUUUCUCAAGACAAAGAGGAGCGAUGCAGACACGUCCUGAGCUACGUCCUAAAGGGGUUGAAGGCAGUGGACGGCAGCAUCAAGAAGGAGAGUGACCUCCCAGCCGCGGACCCCAACACACCCAUUCCUCUUAAGUAUGAGGACAGAAGCGCUAACGGAGCGUGUGCUGCUGAGAAGGGCAUCUCUCUCCUGCUCGAAAGAGCAGCGGAGCCCUUGCAGGCGGACCAGAAGCACCAGACGCGCUCAGGGAUGAUCCCGGGCUCCUGGCAGCAUCGCAUGAAGCUGCAGCUCUUCCUGAAAGCCUCUAAGGCCUACUACGUCCUGUCUGACGCAGCCACCAACCUGCUCAAGUACGGCCGAGCUUUACGCUACAUCAAGCUUUCCCUGCAGUGUUAUGACGCCUACUGUUCGGUGAGCAGCACGCUGCACCCACAAGUGCUGCAGUUUCACAGCCAGUGCCUGUCUCUGUGUGGGGACAUCCAGUUGAUGUUGGCCCAGAAUGCCAACAACAGAGCAGCUUACCUGGAGGAGUACAGCUACCAGACCAAAGAGGACCAGGAGAUCCUGCACAGCCUGCACAGAGAGAGCAGCUGCCAAGCUUUCAACAUGGCGACCGACCUCGCCAUGGACCCCGAGUACCAGCUGUUUGUCAGCAGUAAGUGCUACGAGGCGGCGUACGAGCUGCUCGUCUCCGAACCUUUGAAAGACCACACGUCGGACCAGCUGGCUCCGGUUCUGAAGAGGCUGGGAAACAUCCGCAACGAGAUGGGAGUCUACUACAUGAACCAAGCCGCUGCCAUGCAGACGGAGAAAGAGGUGAAGAAGUCCGUGUCUGUAGCAGAGCAGGAAAUGUGGAAAAAGAGUUUCGCCUUCUUCGAGAAAGGAAUGAAAGACUUUGAAGCCAUCGGGGACAGCACCAACACGGCCUUACUGCUGUGUAAUACCGGCAGGCUGAUGAGAAUCUGUGCUCAGGCCCACUGCGCCAUCGCUGGGGACCAGAGCAGAGGGGAGUUCUCGCCCGAAGAGGCUCUUUACUACAACAAGGCAAUUGAUUACUACUUGCGGGCUAUGAAGUCACUGGCGGGCAGAGAGAGCCACCCAGCAGUGUGGGACAGUGUGAACUGGGAGUUGUCCACCACCUAUUUCACCCUGGCUACGCUCCUGCAGGACUACGCCCCACUGUCCAGGAAGGCGCAGGAGCAGAUUGAGCGGGAGGUGACCGAGGCGAUGAUGAAGUCCCUGAAGUACUGCGACUUGCAGACUGAAUCGGCUCGACAGCCGCUCUACCAGUACAGAGCAGCCACCAUCCACCACCGCCUGGCCUCUAUGUACCACAGCUGCUUUCGCAACCAGGUGGGAGAUGAACACUUGAGGAAGCAGCACCGGAGCCUGGCAGAGCUCCACUACAGCAAGGCCGUGGGCUUAUUCCUCAGCCUCAAAGAUGCACCCUGCGAGCUGCUCCGCACUCUGCUGGAGAGAGUGGCCUUCGCCGAGUUCACCAUGGCAGGUCAGAGCAGCAGCGCGGCUAAGCUGAAGAGCCUGACCGGAGCAAUAGAGAUCAUGACAGAAACUCGCUUCGCUUUCCAGAUGAUUCACAAAGAGCUGCUGCAGGAGCAGACAGAGUUGAGUGAAUCGGAUGCGGCCGAAUCGGCGGAGUCUCCUGACGUUUCCAGUGGCCCCACAUCGGGACUGAACCUCGAGGAAGUGAUGAAGUUAAUAGGCGUGUUUGAGCCGAGUUUCUCCUUCCUGCUGCUGCAGGUGAUCAAGCUGAUGACAACAAUUAAACGCAAACCAAGCAAUAAGGACGAGGAGCUGUUGAAAACCUAUAAGAAUGUAUACUCAAAGCUGCUGCGUGCGGAGAAAAACGCGCCUAUUCUCAGCCGCGUCGAGCUCUACGUGGAGCUGCUGGAGCAGCUGACGCCUCAAACGAGAAGCGACGAAGCAGGAAAACCUUAACGAGGAGGAUCCUCCAGACUCUGACUUCCUGGCUUCGUUCUGGGGAACACUUGACUUUUUCAAAACAAUGACUCAAAGCCACAGUUAUUAAGAUGCACACGCUCAGGCUACACUCUCCUGUUCUGUAUUACAGUUUCACCUAAUAAUUCACCUUCUGCGCCUUUAAAACGAGCCCAUCUUUUUCUAACAUUUGCAUUACAGGUUUUGAAAUGUACAUUUUUUGUCAAGAGUUGUAAAUUGAGAACGUUUCUUUUUCUUAUUAAGUAACCAUUGGUCAACUACAGAGCUCCUAUGUGUAGGAUUUGUUUUCAGUUCUACCAAAAACCACCCGCAAUCUUUCUAAAAACGCAAUGUCAUGGAAAAUGUUCCUGUGAAUUAUACACAUAGGAGCUUGAAAAGUGAUAAAUUAGUCAUUGAUAUUAAUUGGUGUUUUUGAUAUUCAAUAAUACCAACGAUGCUGUGAAUAAAUUAGACUGACCCUUGAUUGAAGGAUUAAAGGAGAGCAGCUGCGUUAUUUGCUUUACACAACAACGGUGUGCAAUAGUUCGACAGCAUUCAAUGCAAACUGUGGAGGCUGUACUUUGUGUGCAGCCCUUAACUGUAAUGUAUUAAUGUGAGUUUAUAUCAGCAUGGUUUGCUGUGAGACGAAAUAAAAGGUUUUUAAAUUUUA